AUGGAGGUUCCUACAACCACUAGUGCUGGUCACUCUGCCGUCUCAACUUCUGCCUGUCAACCACUGCUUGCGAGAAUACAGGACGCUGGCCUGGCGCCAAAGAUGUGGGAGAAGACUGAUCCAGAAUCUCGUCCGAUUAAAGCAUCUCGUUCCAAAAAGAUGCGAGGCUCCGGUAUCUCCAAGAAGAAACAAACGAAGCGGCAAGUGGAACAAUCUAGCGUGAAGACGCAAGGAAAUGUCAUUUCCAGGAUCUCAAAAGACGAUGCGGAGAACCAGCCUGUUCUUGAUGCAGGACCUGCAAUUUCAGCUCGAGCGACGUCCGCGAGGAAACGACCCCAACUGUCGCCCGCCGCAUUUCGCACUGUUCGAGCGGUCCUUGACUCUCGCACCUCGCGUGAACGGGCACAGCAGAAACAAAUGGAGCUCAAGAUUCGCGGUGCAGCUCAAGCCAUGUCCAGCGGUCACGACAUGCGAUUCCUGUAUUACAGCCUCGAGAUGGGCAUUAUACCCGUUGAGCAGUUGAGGACUUCGUCACACUGCGUGCCGAGCUCUUCGUCGACGGACAGUGUCUCGCUGGUCAGCUCGUCGCCGCCGCGCCCGGUUGUCGCAGCCUUUCUCCAGGAAGCAUGGCCCCAGCUCCAGUGCUUAGAGAUGCCGGAUAGUAUGCGAAACAUUUCGCGCGACUGA
Messenger RNA from Laetiporus sulphureus 93-53, 687 nucleotides. RefSeq lists its product as uncharacterized. The record is from RefSeq and is a predicted model, not a curated record. Lineage: Eukaryota; Fungi; Basidiomycota; Agaricomycetes; Polyporales; Laetiporaceae. Bases 1 to 687 code for a protein of 228 amino acids. The transcript is spliced from 3 exons.